UAAAGUGUUGUUCUUGAAGUUUUGGAAGAAUUCUGUACUCGAGCGUGAAGCCUAGAAAGAAGGACAUUUACAUCAGUAUGGCGUUUUUAUAAACUUUUUAGAAAACUAUAAUGGACCGAGGAUCUUUUUCAUAUUCAUGGAGUGUCUGCACUCUUUUCAAUUUAGCUUUUGUUGGAUAUUUCACAUCAGUUACUUCUCAAACCUGUCCUAAUGUUGGUACCAAAUGGAAAACCAUCACAUCGCCGGGUUGGCCCGAUCCCUAUACCCCAGGGAGUUCCUGUGUGUGGCGACAAGUAGCCGUGAUACCAGGACUUUCAUCUUUUAGCACUACUCUUCGUAUCACAAUCAAACACUGGGACGUUAACCCAGGAGAUGUCAUUGAUAUUUACGAUGGCUAUUACUGCGGGUUUUUCAGUACCUUAAUUAGAACUAUUAGAGUGGAUUUUAAAACUGGUGAUAAAUUCCGAGAUAAUAUUUUCAUAAACGGACACGAGGCAUGUUUGGAGUUCUUUAGAGAUAACAAUGUUCGUGAUAAUAGAGCUAAGGGGUUUCAAAUCGAAGCUAAGGCUCUGCAAAAAUGUGGGGGCAUUUUGAAAGAUGUUUCUGGAGAGAUAGUCUCAGUACGUUACCCAAGGGCAAAAGACUCGUCGAGAUGCCAAUGGAAGAUACUUUCCGGAAAGCCUGGCCAAAGAGUGAAGCUUUUCUUUGAAGACAUAGGAAUGCAGAUAUCUUCGAAAGGAUGUACAAUAGACUAUCUACGAGUGGGACAUGGUGAUUUGGCAACGGAUGCUGGUAUUAGGCAGGAGGACAUUUGCGACAUGGCUCAGACUGAUUCCGGAUCAAUAAUUACGGAUUCCUAUUUUGUGACAUUGCUAUAUAGUAAAACACAGGGAACGAUCACUAAAGGCUUUUGGCUGAAGUUUGAAGUCAUUGGUUGUCCAAUAGCUGAUGCACCACGAGUGGAAAACGUAAUUUCCACUUUCAAAGGAAACUUAUCAGCGUUUUAUGACUUCGGUUUUAACGUUACACUGACAUGUCAAAGUAACUUUACCUCCUCCGCUGGUACGGGAAACAAUGUUACUGUCUCUUGCUUAGGGGACAGAACAUGGAGUUUAUCGGACACGUGCGUUGAAAUCAAAUGUGACAAGUUAAAGUCCCCGGAUGACGGAAAUGUGACUUUUACAUCCGGGGUAUCUCUUGGAAGUGUUGCCACACUGAGCUGUAAUGAUGGGUACACCUUAGAAGGGUCUAACACAAGGACUUGUGUGCAAAAUGGAAUCCAAGGCACGUGGACCGGAAUUCAGGCAAAAUGUUUGAAACAAUGUCCUUCACUGAACAAUGCAGUCAUAAGAAAUGGAGUUUUAAGCACCAAUUCUAGAACGGAAGGAGCAUUAGUAAGAUUGAAUUGCAGCAAAGGUUUCUUUGUGAAUGGAACAUCUACGAUUCAAUGUUUAUCGAAUGGCACUUGGGAUGCAAAUCUUGGAUCAUGUGAAGCCAUUUCAUGCCCAAUUCUAAAUAUAUCAAGAAUAGGCCGUGUGUCGAAUCUUAACACAUCUGUGGGGACCGAAGUAGAAUUGAACUGUGACGACGGAUAUUUCGUAAAUGGCACAUCCUUUGUUAUGUGUUUAUCAAAUGGCACUUGGAAUGGAAGACUUGGAAUUUGUGAAGAGAUAACAUGCCCUACUUUAGAAAAACCAAACAAUGGCAUUUUGUCUAGUUUCAAUAACUCAAUCGGAGCAGAGGUUGAGCUUAUUUGUGAUGAGGGGUUCGACGUCAAUGGGUCCUCAAUUCUUACAUGUCUGUCAAAUGGAACUUGGAAUGAUACAUUAUUUGGAAAAUGCACAGAAAUAACAUGUCCAACUUUAGAAAAACCAAAUAACGGAACGUUGUCCAGUGUCAAUAAUUCAAUCGGAGCAGAAGUCGAGUUAGUUUGUGAUGAGGGGUUCUAUGUAAAUGGUUCCUCCAUUCUCACAUGUCUGUCAAAUGGAACUUGGAAUGAUACAUUAUUUGGAAAAUGCACAGAAAUAACAUGUCCAACUUUAGAAAAACCAAAUAACGGAA
Owenia fusiformis is the source of this 2061-nucleotide messenger RNA. The record is from the annotation of a GenBank genome assembly. Lineage: Eukaryota; Metazoa; Annelida; Polychaeta; Sabellida; Oweniidae.